CCGUAUUUCCCCAUCUCGUCUCCAUGUGGGGACUAAUUUGCAUUCGAAUGGUCAUUUGCUUACCCUAUAAACGUAGGACUGGUUUUCUCUUUAUGCUUUGCUUAACCGGUCCGUUGUAAACGCCCACGCCCUAGACACAGUUCCUGUAAUAUUUUUGUUCCUGAGCUAGUUUGCCGUAGAAAAGUACAUUGAGGGAACAAUAUCUGUGGACUGUUAAUUGAAACUAAAGCAUGGUGGGAAGUGUAAACGGGGAGGUGGAAGAUGCUGCCUUAGAAUUGAAGGAAUUGCAACUUGAUCAGAAAUCCGUUUCUCCAUCGAAUGGGGUGGAGCCCAUGGAAGCAAAGAAGAAAAAGAAAAAGAAAAAGAAGGCAGCUGUUUCAGAAGAACAAAGUGUACCUUCAGAGCCCUCAAGUGGAAAUGGUCAACAAAGUGAAGUUCCAUCGACUGGGUUGGAUGAUGAUGAUGAAGAGGGUCAGGGAGAUGGUCUAGUGUUAGCUGCCCCAGAAGCUGCAAAGAAGAAAAAGAAGAAGAACAAAAGCAAGAAAAAGAAGGAACCUCUUGAGCAGACAGAUCCUCCCUCUAUUCCUGUCAUUGACCUCUUUCCUUCUUGGGAAUUUCCGGAGGGUGAAAUUCAGCAGUACAAAGAUGAUAAUCUCUGGAGGACAACUUCUGAAGAGAAGAGGGAACUUGAGCAUCUGGAGAAACCCAUGUAUAACUCAGUUCGGCAAGCUGCUGAAGUUCAUCGGCAGGUUCGGAAAUAUAUCAGAAGUAUUGUAAAGCCAGGGAUUUUAAUGAUUGACCUAUGUGAAAAGUUGGAAGACAUGGUUCGGAAACUAAUUUCAGAGAAUGGUCUCCAAGCAGGCAUUGCUUUUCCAACUGGAUGCUCAUUGAACUGGGUUGCAGCACACUGGACCCCAAAUUCUGGAGAUAAAACUGUACUUCAAUAUGAUGAUGUCAUGAAGCUUGAUUUUGGAACACACAUUGAUGGACGCAUAGUUGAUUGUGCUUUUACUGUGGCAUUUAACCCCAUGUUUGCGCCACUUCUUGAGGCAGCAAAAGAGGCCACAAACACUGGCAUUAAGGAAGCUGGUAUAGACGUUCGCAUAUCUGAUGUCGGUGCUGCAAUCCAAGAGGUCAUGGAAUCAUAUGAGGUUGAAAUUAAUGGGAAGACAUACCAAGUCAAAAGCAUUCAGAAUUUGAAUGGACAUAGUAUAGGUCCCUAUCAAAUUCAUGCUGGAAAAUCAGUCCCUAUUGUGAAGAACGGAGUCCAGACAAAGAUGGAAGAGGGUGAAUUUUUUGCAAUAGAAACUUUUGGAUCGACAGGGAAAGGUAUUGUAAAAGAAGGUUUGGAAUGUAGCCAUUACAUGAAAAAGUAUGAUGUUGGGCAUGUACCUUUAAGAUUACCUCGUGCAAAACAACUUCUUGCAACCAUCGACAGGCACUUUUCAACAUUAGCCUUCUGUAGACGUUAUUUAGAUCGGAUUGGGGAGACAAAGUACCUAAUGGCUCUGAAGAACCUCUGUGACGCUGAAAUAGUGGAGCGGUAUCCCCCUCUAUGUGAUGUGAAGGGAAGUUAUGUGGCACAAUUUGAGCAUACCAUCUUACUUCGGCCAACCUGUAAGGAGGUGAUAUCUAGAGGUGAUGACUAUUGAUGUUUCACCGAAAGAGGACCAGUGUUUCUCUUGUGGUUAUCAAUAUUGCCGACCCUCUCUAGAAGGCAGCCCAAAGUUUUGAGUCUAUUUAGGCAGAUUUUGCUGUAAGUACUAUAUUUUUAUUUGCAGUAUGUAAAUGAUACCUGUGUUUUUGAGGUUCAACUUAUUAGAAAUUUUUGUGAACUUUAAUUAAAUAGCAUUACAAAUCAAUCUAAAUCUCUCAUGUAGCAAUGAGGGAGGAGUGGUUAUUGAGUUUUGUUUAUCGACUAGUAAAUUAUGAUAAUUGCUUACAAAGCAGAGUGUGGAUUGUCUUAGAUUCUAUUGUAUUCCUGUAUAUACCUUAUUGCGAAUCAGUGGGAUGCAAUGCAUGCUUGAAUUCAGACUCCUUAA
Messenger RNA from Amborella trichopoda, 2042 nucleotides. Its product is annotated as methionine aminopeptidase 2B. Gene Ontology annotation, molecular function: metalloaminopeptidase activity. Lineage: Eukaryota; Viridiplantae; Streptophyta; Magnoliopsida; Amborellales; Amborellaceae. Gene Ontology annotation, biological process: proteolysis. Gene Ontology annotation, cellular component: cytoplasm. The record is from RefSeq and is a predicted model, not a curated record.